This is a messenger RNA of Fragaria vesca subsp. vesca, 1851 nucleotides long. RefSeq names its product probable serine/threonine-protein kinase At1g01540-like. Bases 89 to 1588 code for a protein of 499 amino acids. The record is from RefSeq and is a predicted model, not a curated record. The transcript is spliced from 7 exons. NCBI's taxonomy places the organism in Eukaryota, Viridiplantae, Streptophyta, Magnoliopsida, Rosales, Rosaceae. Gene Ontology annotation, molecular function: ATP binding; protein kinase activity. Gene Ontology annotation, biological process: protein phosphorylation.
UCUUCACUCUCUCUCAUUAAAGCUUGUAGCUUUAGCACCACUAGCAGCUUUUAAGCUUUCACACUGAUAUGCAACACAAGCACCACAAAUGUCUUCUGAUACCAAAACAGAGCACAUGAACGACCACCUCUCCGAACCCACCUCCAUUUUUGGCCUGAGCCUUUGGGUGGUUCUCGGAGUCUGCGUCGGAGCCGCCUUUGUGCUCGUUCUGGUCCUCAUUUCUCUCUACUUGGCCUCCAAGCGAUCCAAGAACAAGUCUUUACAGACACCCUCAAUCCCUGUCGUCUCCAAGGAGAUCCAGGAGAUCAGGGUCGACCAUGUUCAGGCUUACCCGAACCCGGAACCCGACCCGGCUCCGAGAGUCGAGAGGCAAGCUUUGCUCAAGUCUGCAGAGGAGGAGAGCUCAGUUGGGUAUCAGAAGGUUCACAUUGAUAUAGGGAAGGACCAUAGGAUUAAUUAUCCAUGUGGGAGGUCUUCUUCUUCACAUGGAAGUGGGGAGGCUCAGGUUGCUAUGGUGGGCCCUGAGGUUUCUCACUUGGGUUGGGGACAUUGGUACACUCUGAGAGAGCUUGAGGUGGCAACUAAUGGGUUUGUACAUGAGAAUGUUAUAGGUGAAGGAGGGUAUGGGAUUGUGUACCAUGGUGUUUUGGAAGACAAGACUCAGAUUGCUGUCAAGAACUUGCUCAACAACAAGGGGCAAGCUGAGAAGGAGUUCAAGGUUGAAGUUGAGGUAAUCGGACGAGUUCGACAUAAGAAUUUAGUGAGAUUGCUUGGUUUCUGUGCUGAAGGAGCUCAUAGGAUGCUUGUGUAUGAGUAUGUCAACAAUGGUAACUUAGAACAGUGGAUUCAUGGCGAUGUAGGGCCUGUGAGUCCCCUGACUUGGGAGAUUCGGAUGAACAUCAUAUUGAAAACUGCAAAAGGGUUAUCAUACCUUCAUGAAGGACUGGAACCCAAGGUUAUUCAUCGUGAUAUAAAAUCGAGCAACAUUUUACUUGACAAGCAGUGGAAUGCCAAGGUGUCAGACUUUGGCCUCGCUAAGCUCAUUGGCUCUGAGAGGAGCUAUAUUACAACCCGAGUCAUGGGAACGUUUGGCUAUGUAGCCCCCGAAUAUGCCAGCACGGGCAUGUUGAAUGAGAGAAGUGAUGUGUAUAGCUUUGGGAUUCUUAUCAUGGAGAUAAUAUCGGGGAGGAAUCCAGUAGAUUAUAGCCAGCCUCCAGGAGAGGUGAACUUGGUUGAGUGGCUUAAGAAGAUGGUUGCUAACAGGGAACCAGAGAAGGUUUUGGAUCCUAAGUUAUCUGAGAAACCUCAUUCCAGAGCACUUAAGAGAGCUCUUCUUGUAGCUUUGAAGUGUGUGGACCCAAAUGCACUGAAGCGGCCGAGAAUGGGACAUGUUGUUCAUAUGCUAGAAGCUGAAGAGGAGCAAUUCAAAGAUGAUGGGAGAUCUAUACGGGGACUUGGAGGUUCAGACGCUGACAAUGUGAAGAAUGGGUUGAAGAAAAAGCAAGUAACAGAAUCAGGUGAUAGUAGCGGAUAUGAAAAUGGAAUGCGUGCCGAUAAGAUAAGACAGAGACACGAAGAAGAAAAGUAGUGAAAAUUUUGCCUGAAUGUUGCAGAUCUCAUCCUCAUUCAGAAGGUGGCCAUUGGAUUUGCUGACAAUUCCAGUUACCUGGUGGCUUUUACAUAGGUCCAUUACUCUACAAUGUAUACAGCUUCUGUCAUCAUAUUUAAAAGAACAUCCACCAUAUUAUAGUCUCCUGUAAUUCUACUCACAUUAUACAGCUCACUCUUGUAAGUUAAAUUGAACGAUUUUUCGUAUAUAUCAAAUUCAAGUCAAAAUGAUAGUUCUCUGAA